AUGAAGAAGAGCCGCAGCGUGCUGUCUGUGACUGGAGAAGAGGUGAGACAGGGUAAAGACACAGAUAUAAUUGGUGCUGAGGAGAAGGGGGAGUCAUCUCGCUACAGCCGAUCUUAUACGUCUGGGGCCACACUGGGAGCCGAGCUUCGCCGAGGGAGGAGCAGAAGACUUUCCUCUAGUCUGCAGGUACCGUGCUGGCUCCGCCCUCGAGACCGCACUCGUUCCCCCGAGGUCCUGAGCAACGUGUCCCGUCCAACAACUCUUCCCCUCCGCAUCCCGCCUCGCAUCUCCAUCACACAAGCAGACACUGAGAGCUAUGAAGCAGAAAAUGGCGUGUCCCCGGGUCACACCCCGCUGGGCUCUCAGAGUCCCGGCCUCACGCUACACACCUCCUUCCCCGGACAGAGACGAGAGUCCUUCCUCUACCGCUCGGACUCGGACUACGACAUGUCACCCAAGACGGUCUCUCGUAACUCCUCCCUCGCCAGUGAAGGGCACACAGGAGAAGACUUCAUCGUCACACCUUUUGCACAAGUAUUGGCGAGUCUGCGAUCAGUACGGAGCAACUUCACCAUUCUUGCCAACGUCUCACCAGUCAAGCGCUCCCCGGUGGGUGGGGUGUGUCUCAGCCCCCGGGCGGCGCUCUCGGAGCAGCAGUACCAGCAGCUGGCUCUGGACACUCUGGAGGAGCUGGACUGGUGUUUGGACCAGCUGGAGACCAUCCAGACGCACCGCUCCGUCAGCGAGAUGGCGUCCAACAAGUUUAAGAGGAUGCUGAACAGAGAGCUGUCCCACCUGUCAGAGAUGAGUCGCUCCGGUAACCAGGUGUCAGAAUACAUCUCCAGCACCUUCAUGGACAAGCAGAACGAGGUGGAAAUCCCGUCUCCCACCCUGAAAGAGAAAUCCAUGAGUCACAUCAGCGGCGUGAGGAAACUGUCUCACAGCUCCAGCCUCUCCAGCUCCUCCAUGCCUCGCUUUGGCGUCAACACAGACCACGAGGACGAGCUCGCCAAGGAGUUGGAGGAUCUGGAUAAGUGGAGUUUCAACAUAUUCAGAGUAGCAGAGUUCUCCAACAACAGACCGCUCAGCUGCAUCAUGUACACCAUCUUCCAGGAGCGAGAGCUGUUGAAGACGUUUCGUAUCCCCGUCGACACGUUUGUCACUUAUGUGAUGACCCUGGAGGACCAUUACCAUGGAAACGUAGCGUACCACAACAGCCUCCACGCUGCAGAUGUCACUCAGUCCACGCACGUCCUCCUGUCCUCACCUGCUCUAGAUGCUGUCUUCACUGAUCUGGAGAUCCUCGCCGCUCUGUUCGCUGCAGCUAUCCACGAUGUCGACCAUCCCGGAGUCUCCAAUCAGUUCCUCAUCAACACCAACUCGGAGCUGGCCCUCAUGUAUAACGACGAGUCGGUCCUGGAGAACCAUCACCUCGCUGUGGGCUUCAAGCUUCUGCACCAGGAGCACUGUGACAUCUUCCAGAACCUCACCAAGAGACAGCGGCAGAGCCUCCGCAAGCUCGUCAUCGAUAUGGUGUUGGCCACAGAUAUGUCCAAACACAUGACGCUGCUGGCCGACCUGAAGACGAUGGUGGAGACAAAGAAGGUGACGAGCUCCGGCGUGCUGCUGCUGGAUCAUUACACCGAGAGGAUACAGGUGCUGAGGAACAUGGUGCACUGUGCCGACCUGAGCAACCCCACCAAGGCCUUGCCGCUGUACAGGCAGUGGACCGAGAGGAUCAUGGAGGAAUUCUUCAGACAGGGAGACAAGGAGCGGGAGAGGGGCAUGGAGAUCAGCGCCAUGUGUGACAAACACACCGCCUCGGUUGAGAAGAGUCAGGUGGGUUUCAUCGACUACAUCGUGCACCCGCUGUGGGAGACUUGGGCAGACCUGGUGCACCCGGACGCUCAGGAGCUGCUGGACACUCUGGAGGAAAACAGGGAGUGGUACCUGAGCACGAUGCCCCAGUCCCCCUCUCCUCCCCCGGACCGACACCUGCAGCACGACCGCUUCCAGUUUGAACUCACGCUGGAAGACCUGGAGCACAACAACCACAACCACGUCCACCUGAGCAGCAACGGGGGGAGGUGCGGCACCGAGGAGAGAACGCCGGGCGACGAAGGAGCUGAGACAGAAGACGAGGAGAAUCACAACAGCAAACACAACGGGGUCCAGGGUGAGGAGGAGGAAGAGGAGGAGGAGGAAGAUGGAGAAAGAGAGGGAGAAGAAGAAGAGGUGAAGGAGAACGCAGAGGAGGAGAAUGGAGAAGGAGAGGCAGAAGAAGAAGAGGAAACAAAGGAGGAGGAGGAAGAUGGAGAAGGAGAGGGAGAAGAAGAAGAAGAGGAGGUAAAUGAGGAGGAGGAAGCCGGAGAGAGAGACAAAGAAGAAGAAGAAGAAGAAGAGGUGAAGGAGAACACAGAGGAAGACAAUGGAGAAGGACAAGCAGAAGAAGAGGAGACAAAGGAGGAGGAGGAGGAGGCUGGAGAAAGAGACGGAGAAGAAGAGGAAGAGGUGAAGGAAAAUGCAGAGGAGGAGGAGGAAGUGGAAGACGACGGAGGAGGCGAAGUGAAUGAUGCAGUUGAGGAAGAGGAGACUAAAGAAGAGGAGGAAGAGGCUCAGCAACAUCCGGAAGAAGAACAAGAGGAUUGUGCAGAAGCUGAGGAGGGGCAGACCGAGGAAGGAGAAGGCGAGGAAUCUUUGGAAAAGGAAGAUAUAGAUGGAGAACAAGAGGGAGAGGAAGCAGCAGAGGAGGAAGAGGAAGUGGAGGAAAAGGAGGAGGUCGAGGAGGAAGAGGAGGAGGCAGCAGAAACGGAGGAAAAUGUAGCACAGGAGGUUGGAGAAACAGAAGAUGAGGAAGAGGAGAAAGAAGAAGAGGAAGAAGCUGUACAGGAGGAUGAGGAGGAGGAGGAGGUAGAGGAGGAGGUGGACGAAGCACCAGCUGAGGAUGAAAAGGAGGAGGAAGAGGAAAGUUAGUUCCAUGAAAAUGAACUUACAGGGUCAGGGAUCAUCGAGGGAUUAAACUAAAGAAAGACAGUUAGUAG
This is a messenger RNA of Eleginops maclovinus (Patagonian blennie), 3041 nucleotides long. RefSeq names its product 3',5'-cyclic-AMP phosphodiesterase 4C-like. Gene Ontology annotation, biological process: signal transduction. Bases 1 to 2973 code for a protein of 990 amino acids. Gene Ontology annotation, molecular function: 3',5'-cyclic-AMP phosphodiesterase activity. The record is from RefSeq and is a predicted model, not a curated record. Gene Ontology annotation, cellular component: perinuclear region of cytoplasm; nucleus; cytosol. NCBI's taxonomy places the organism in Eukaryota, Metazoa, Chordata, Actinopteri, Perciformes, Eleginopidae. The transcript has 16 exons.